UGUUCAAUUCAUUUUGUUCUGUUGGAUACAUACAUUGGUUGAUCAUCUCAUCUCAUUUCAUCAUCGUUAUCAAUUUAAUUUCGGACCUUCUCCUUUUCUCUUUUUCUCUUCUCAGCUUCCCCAGCUACCUCCCAAACCCCCACUGCACCCUCAAACGGACGAUCCGAAGAUAAAUCAUCUCUUUCUUCUUUCUCUCUCUCGCUCUCUCUCUCCAACAAACACUAAUAAUCAUCACUCAUCUUUUCUUCUUCCUCCUCCUCCUUCUUCUUCUUCAGUAAAUAAAUUAGAUCAGCUUGAUCUUAUGUCAAUGGAAAAUUUGUUACAUUAAAACCCAGAUUCACUGAUAAACCUGAAAGCUGAAAAAAAGGAGGAAGCUUUUUUACAUCUAGGGAAGUGGGUUGGGGGUGUGUGUGCGUCUUCUUAUUUCCGUGAUUAUGGCUGUUGCUGAGAAUGCUGGGGCCAAAAUCGGUUCUUCCAGUCAAAAUUUGGACAACAGUGUUGUCUCAUCGGACACCACUGAGAUGGAGAAAUCAAAGGCAAGGUCUGGCGGCGGCGGCGGCGGCGGAGGAGGAGGCGCUGUCAACGGUGGUGGUGGUGAUCAGAAUCUGAACGGUGUAUUCAACCAAGACAGAGGUGCAAACACUGUUGUGUCAGUCCCUAACGGUAAUUACAAGGCUCAGGUGGGUCAGAUUCGAAAUGGGUUUGAUGGAAACGGUGUCCAGGGUCAACAGAUGGUGGUCAACAAUGAUGGGUAUGUUGGGAUUAAUGCGGUAAGGAAUGGGGAGAACUGUGGUGAGAGUUAUAAGAGGGAGAUGAGGGAUUUGGAGGAGCUUUUGUCAAAGUUGAACCCCAUGGCUGAGGAGUUUGUGCCGCCGUCGCUCGCCAACAGUCACGGUUACUUGGCUGGUCCUGGUGGUGCUGCUGGUUUUGGAUUCGCCAACAAUUUUCUGCUCCACAAUAAUUAUGGCAAUGCUAAUGGCCAGACUAACAGAAGGAGGAAGAAUGGCUAUAGUCAAGGGAAGCGUAGAGCGAAUAAUAAGAUGGAUAUGGAGAAAAGGGAAGAGAUGAUUAGGAGGACUGUUUAUGUGUCUGACAUUGAUCAGCUGGUUACCGAAGAGCAGCUGGCGGCUCUCUUUCUUAACUGUGGCCAGGUCGUUGACUGCCGCGUAUGCGGGGAUCCCAAUUCUAUUCUUCGGUUUGCUUUCAUUGAGUUUACGGAUGAAGAUGGUGCAAGGGCUGCUUUGAGCCUUUCUGGAACUAUGCUCGGAUAUUAUCCACUUAGAGUGCUACCUUCAAAAACUGCCAUUGCACCUGUCAACCCAACAUUUUUGCCCAGGUCUGAAGAUGAAAGAGAGAUGUGCUCAAGAACAAUCUAUUGCACAAAUAUCGACAAGAAGCUCACUCAAGCAGAUGUCAAAAGCUUCUUUGAAUCUAUAUGUGGAGAGGUUCACCGCUUGAGGCUUCUUGGAGAUUACCAUCAUUCAACUCGAAUUGCAUUCGUUGAGUUUGCACUGGCUGAGAGUGCAAUCGCAGCUCUGAGCUGCAGUGGUGUGAUUUUGGGUGCACUGCCUAUAAGGGUAAGUCCAUCGAAGACACCAGUCCGUUCCCGUGCUCCACGCACUGCUAUGCACUGAAUCAUCCUUAAAAUGUUUCUGGGGUUGAUUGCUGUUCUGAGAUAAUAUUUACAUAUAUACAUACAUAGAAACAGAUAUGUCGUAAGGUACCCGUUGGCAUUUAGUCAAAACACUUUCUGUCCUCGAGUCUUGCAGUAAUGGUAUCUGUGUUUCCCCCCGGGUUUUUAUUUCCUUAGCAUAUGUAGAGUUCGAUGGCACUCGAGGAUCUUGAUGGGUUAAUUUAUGAUGCACAAUGUGUUGUGUUGACCUCGCAACGUGCAAACUUUAUGGUUUGGAUGUUUCCUAACAUCCGGAAUUUACUAUUUAAAUAGAAACUUGUUACAAAGCCUUCGUUCAACAUGAGCUGUUUAUUUGGUUA
Molecule: messenger RNA, 1992 nt
Organism: Arachis stenosperma
Lineage: Eukaryota; Viridiplantae; Streptophyta; Magnoliopsida; Fabales; Fabaceae
Product: polyadenylate-binding protein-interacting protein 12-like
Exons: 12
Coding region: 435-1634 (399 amino acids)
Molecular function (GO): RNA binding
Source: RefSeq, a predicted model, not a curated record